AUGUUUGCGACGGCCGCCAUCGUCGAUGCCGUGCGCAAGGACGACCGCAGACGCGAGCUGGACCGUCAGCUGGACGAAGCGCGAAGAGAACUGAGCGAGCUGCAGGACCGGCGAGCGGCCGACGACCAGGAAAGCGCGGUGCGGCCGGCCAAGCUCACGAUCCGGCAGAUGGAUGCGCUCUGGAGCAGCCUCAAGACGAUAUACAACGAACGGCCGUUCAUGAAGGAGAUUGACAAGCCAGCAACGGCUAGCAUCUCCGACCUGCUGUCGAGCCUGCAGAGCGACUACUACGGCUGCUGCCCCGAGGAGGCGUUGAUGCGGACGGCGAGGCGGACUCGGGCAGAUUACGAACGGCUCGAGCGAGCAAUCCUCGACGAGGAAUCCGACACGAGCAUCACCUCGCGCGAUUCACGCACCCGGCAGCACCUGCUGAUGGAGUCGGUCAAGGUCGAGCACCUCGUCCAGCAGCUCCUCCACCGGGCCGAGCUUCUCGACAGAUGCACAAGCCCGAGCCCGUCGUUUGAAGAGGCGCGCGAGAUGGCACGCAAGGGGACGGCCGACUUCACCUUUCGGUCGAUCGAUCCCGUCCGGGCGAGGAAAGGCACCUCGCUGCUGAACCGAGAGCUGCGGUGCCUCAUGGACGAGCCGAAGCUGGGGCUCAAGGAGAAGAUUGGUCGGGUCUGCUACAACCUCCUCGUCUCGUCGCACGCACCCGACAUUCACACGUACAACACGCUCAUCGUGGCCUUCAACAAGGUCGGGCAGCACGGGCUCGCCGACGCGCUCGUCAAUUCCUUCUUCCGCGAGCGGCUCCUGCGGCCGACGCCGUCGACGUACGCCGCCGUCCUGGACCAUCACAGGGUGACGAGGAACCACGGGGGGUUCCUUCGGACGCUCGCCUGCCUGACGGGCAUCGACGGCCAGACGGGCGCCAAGUUCCGGCGGAGGCACGUCAACGACGUCGCGACGAGCGAGGCGCUGGGCCGCUGGGCCGCCGACACGAGGAUGCGGACGCGGACGGGCGACUGGGUGUGGGAGCACAUGCCGCUGAGCCGACCGUUGGUCGAGGACAUCCUCGGCGGCCUGCUCUUCUUCCGCCUGUUCGACCAGGCGGCGUCGUUUCUCCUGGCCUGCCUGCGGUCGGGCGUCGACGUCGGCUCCGCCGUCGCGAGCCACGUUCUGGACGAUUGCGUGGCGGCCCUCGAUUGGAGAGCGGCCCUGCGCCUCGUCCGCGGUUUCACCGACGGCAAGGUGAGAUGGGAAAGCAUGCUGUCGACGGACGACGACGUCGCCAACUCGCGCAUCAUCCUCCGGCUGCGCACGCUUCUCGACCUAUGCGGCCUGCAUGGACCGGGAAGAGGGCGGCCAAGCAAGGCGUGCCUGGCCAACCUGAAGAUUGAAGGGCCCAAGCUGGAUCAGCUGCUCCGACGGCUCGGGAAGCACGAACUGCCGACGGCGUUUGGAUGGUUCGCGGAUGCGGCGGCCGGACCGCCGACGUCCGAGGAGCAGACGGGCGUCGCCGGCGCGAAGAGCAGGUUGCUCCGGCUCGAGAGCGCAUGGAGAGAGUACGUCGUGGUUCGGAAGACGACGAUUUCGAUAGAGAGCAAGCUGCUCCAAGCCGAGUUCUCGACCACGUUCCGACGAGCGAUGGCGUUGCACGUCGGGACGACGGCGGUCGAGCGCGCCGCCGAGCUCGGACGGGAGUUUGGCGACACCUUGUCGGCUUUGACCUGCCCGACGAUGGACAGGAGGGGAACGGGCAUGGGUGCGCAAGAGGCUCCGGACGGCGAGGAUGCCGAGCUCGACGCCUUGUCGUACGAACCAGCAAGCGGGGGGCGCCUCGAAGACGCACAUUCGACCUCGACGGACUUGGGCGCCGGGGCCGACGAGCCAGCAGGACCGUCGACGAAGACUGCGGCGGCCGAGGUAUCGGCGCAUGCUGCGAUGCCCACUAGGAGGGCUGCAACCACGAUGCAAGGCCCGGCGACGGCGACAGGGACGGGUAGGGAGCUUCGUACAUGGCCAGACGCCGAAAGGCGCACCGCGUUCACGGACCGAUGGCAGUGGGCCGGGUGA
Drechmeria coniospora is the source of this 2076-nucleotide messenger RNA. RefSeq lists its product as uncharacterized. The transcript has a single exon. The coding region runs from base 1 to 2076 and encodes 691 amino acids. The record is from RefSeq and is a predicted model, not a curated record. Lineage: Eukaryota; Fungi; Ascomycota; Sordariomycetes; Hypocreales; Ophiocordycipitaceae.